Clunio marinus is the source of this 3168-nucleotide messenger RNA. The record is from the annotation of a GenBank genome assembly. Lineage: Eukaryota; Metazoa; Arthropoda; Insecta; Diptera; Chironomidae.
AAAAUUUUCAUGUCAAUUUAAGUAAAGGAAUUUUAUUGGCCAAGAUUCAAUUUAAUUCCUGUAAGACUCAAUAAAAGGUUUUAAAUGAAGAAACUCUAACAGAUUCAAGCUUGUUGUGUAAAGUGCUUUUCAAAAUAAAUUUAUAAUCAAGUGGAAAACGUACUGUUGAUGAUUUAAUUAGGAAACGAUAAACAUUAAAGCAAUUCAUUUUAAGAUUGUGUUUUGUGUUAUUUAAGAGUUCUAAGAAAUGGAAGCAAUGAUUGAUAGCGCUGCUAGCAACUACAUAAUCCCCUCAUUACAACUUGAUGAUGGCUGGUUUAUUUUCUCAUCUGUGUCCAAGUUGUUGUCAUCAAUUACACCAAACGACAUGUCACUUAUUUUUUGUAUCCUGGAAUUAUUGAGAGAUGCAGUUCAAUCAAAAGUUUCAAUUCUGCAAAUAAUCUUAGAGGCUCUUAAGGUAGAGUCGGGUUACAUUUGUCUUCUGGUCAUCAUUUUUCUCAUCUCUCUAAUUCCAUUUUGUUAUACAAUCGCAUGGUGUUGUUCGAGAAAUAUUAAGUUGAAAGCAGAAAAUGACAUGCGAGAUAUUGUGCAUUCAUCUGCCCACAUGGUGCUUCCAUCUGAUGUUCGUGUUCAAGAAGAGAGAAAGGAGAAACUUAAUAAAUAUCACUGCCGUAAAAGAGUUCGCGUGUUCAUCCUUCAAUGCUUUACUUUCGCUUCAUUAGUUUCAAUUCUAUCCAUGUUCAUUGUUAACGAACAAAUCUAUGUGUCAAUUAAUGAACUGCCUAAAGUCAUUAAAUCUGCAUUGAAAGAUGCGGAAUUCUUCGUUAAAAGCUCAAAUCAUCAACUUCAAAUGGAAGUUUUUGAACAAUUUGAUCGCACUAGAGAAAAGAUUAAGAUUGAUUUGGAAGACAUUGAUAAAUUGCUAGGCGAACAAAUAACACGAGAAAUUUCUAUUCAGACUGGAAUUGACAUAACUUUCGAAACUACGUUAGAUAUUUUGGAUAAAACCAAGGAACUUUCACAACGAGUCCAGUUUCUAAUGAAUGGUGUUCUCUUCAAAACUUUAUUACUUUCAGCUGAUGCAGCUUCAAAAGUUGAUGAGAUUCAUAUUCAACUAUCAGUGCUUCAACGUCAAUGCAAUUUUCGUGAUCGUCCUCUGUGUGAGACAUUAAAAGUUAAAAGUUUCGAAGAAAUGGGCUUCAUUGGCAAAGUUCAAUCUGUAAAUGAAAAUGGAAUAUUACAGAAACUCAGAGCAAUGAGUGAUGAGUUCCACGACAAUAACUUGAGAAAACUCACAGAUGAACUUACAAUUUCUAAAAAAACUUACCGAAACUAUUCUCACCAACUUUAUCAAGACAGCACAAAGCACCUGGAAGAAGUUCUGAGGCAAUUGACGAUUAUGCGAAACGGAUUGAAUGAAACACUUAACAGUUUAUCGUCAGUUGUGAAAAGUGCGUUGAAUAAGAUUGAAAAAAUUUGGGGAAGUGUUGUUUCAGUGAUAGAAAUGCUAAUUGAAGCUGCUUACAUCGGAUGGCUUAUAGGAAUUGUUGCAUGUGCGUCAACGUUGAUUGUGACACUUUUUACAAUCAUCCCAAUGAGUUGUUCCUGUUGCAGUGGCCACAAAUACGCAGGUGGUUGCUAUCUAAUGACUUCAUCUCUUUUAUCAGUGUUUAGUGUUUUACUCGGAUUGUUCACAAUUUUUGAGCUUUUAAUUGGUGGUCAUGGUGAAGUUUUCAUUUGUCGAGCAAUGUAUGAGAAGCCAGAAUAUUCAAUAAUUGGAAAGCUUUUUGACAAUCCAGGAAUUAUUUAUUCAAAGUCAUCGACAAAUGGAGUUCUGCCAGAGUUUUUAAUGCCCUCAGAACGUAAUGCAAAACCUUUCACAAAUGUUUCAUUAUCAAAAGUUCUCAAUGAAUGUGAAAGAGAUAAAUCGGUUUAUGAAAUAUUUCAAUUAGAAAAUCUUCUUGACUUGAAUAAUGUUUUACAUUAUGAAAAUUAUUUGGAUCUCACUCGGUCAAUCAAAGGUAUUCGAGCUACUGAAUCGCAGUUUAUAGAAUUCACAGCGCAAAUUCAACGAAUUUUUGACGAUUUGAUUAACAAUUCUCGUGGAAAUUUCACAGAAUAUCGUUUGGAACUUGUUCAAGUGUCACCUGAGAAAGAAAUGAUUAACUUUAUCGACCAAAUGCAGCGAGUGUCACUUCAAAUUCAAGAUGUUUCAACAGUAUCACGUAUGGCAACUUUGACAUCAGCUGCGAAAAGAAUUCAAACCUCGACACUUCAGCCUUUAGAAAUUCUAAAGAAUGAAAUCAUUUUUCAUCUCACAGCUCUCGAGUUUCAUAUCAAUCCGUGGAUGCACAAAAUAAAAGAGAUUAAGGACAGUUUCAAUCAGUCGCAGAAAUUUUUAAAUGAACAUUCUGUGGAAAUUUGUGCCAAUUUCAGUGAGAAUUUUAGAAAUCGUUUAAGAAGUAAUCUUGCAAUAUUUCGGAAUGAAACGAUGCAGAAAAUCCACGUUGGAAUUGGAUGUGGGCAUUUGUUUGAGAUUUAUAAUGGAGUUCGAUUGCUUUUAUGCCGGCAUAUUAUUGAGCCGAUAAAUGGUCUUUUCUUGCUGUCCUUCAUCUUACUUAUUUUAUGGACAAUUUCUACUCCAACCUCUCUUUCACUCGCUUCAGCAUAUGACAUGAUAGAAAAUAUCAACAAGCAACUUGAUUCAUCUGCUUUGCAACAACAAAGUUUUAAUGUUGGGUCAACUAAUGAGUUUGCUAAUCGGGAAGUAACCUGGUCUUCGAGGCCACAGAGAUCCAUCAGUUCACAGGAAAUCGAUAGAUCCAAUUGGUGAUGAUAAAUUGUAGUCGUCUCGUCUCGUUAAUCCGGAAGGGGAAAUUGUGGAGUUUGUGUUAGAUUAAAUGAACAACUGAUGAAAAACCUUGGGAGAAUUCCAAUAGAAAGAUAACAAAAUAUUUACGGAAGUUUUUCAAUUGCACUCAACAUUACGACGCACCAGUUUGAAAAGCUUCUACAAAAUUAUACACCUACACAUCUACUUAUGCAAUUUUAUGUAUUUUAGGAUCUAAUUUUAAUCUGAUAAAAGGUUUCAACUUUUCCAUUUUGAAGAAUUAAUAUUGUUAUAACAUUUAAAAGAAUUAAUGAAUAAAAUUAAAUCUUGUUGCAACA